This is a messenger RNA of Stegostoma tigrinum, 1876 nucleotides long. RefSeq lists its product as uncharacterized. Gene Ontology annotation, molecular function: transmembrane transporter activity. Bases 183 to 1508 code for a protein of 441 amino acids. NCBI's taxonomy places the organism in Eukaryota, Metazoa, Chordata, Chondrichthyes, Orectolobiformes, Stegostomatidae. The record is from RefSeq and is a predicted model, not a curated record. Gene Ontology annotation, cellular component: membrane. The transcript has 7 exons. Gene Ontology annotation, biological process: transmembrane transport.
CGCUCCGAGCACCUGCUCGCGCACCCCUCCUCACACCUUCAGUUACUCUCGUGUAACCGCCCCAUCCCAAGGCCAGUUCAACUUCAGAUAACUUUUCAUGACUAGUCCUCCUCCCCCCCCCCCGCCAUCGCCUAGUUUUAGCCAAACAAAAAAAAACGCAAACACUCAUACUGAAACCAAACAUGGAUCCGAGGACCAUCGUCACGGUGGAGCCGGUGAUCUUUCUGUAUUUGGCAUCGACAUUCUUAAACGCUUUCGCCUUUCAGAGGCUUGUAUUGGUGAAGAUUUGUGAAGACCUAUAUAAUAAAGAGGAUAUAUGUGGAAAUCUCUCACUUCAUCCUGAUGAGUCACUAGUUACCCAGAGCAAAGCUGCCUAUGUUCUACUUCUCUACACAUCUGUGUUGACUAUCUUGUCCAUACCUCCAUCAAUUUUACUUGGUGCCUGGUCUGAUCAAGCAGGGCGCAAACUUGGCAUGAUAUUACCCAGUAUUGGUGCAUUAAUUGGUGGGGCUAUAUUGAUAGUGAUGGUGCAGGUUAAAGAAAUGUCUGUGUAUUGGUGUGUUUUUGCCUCUGCAGUAAUAGGGAUCUUUGGAAAUUAUGUUGCCAUUUUCCUCAGUGUCUUCAGUUACGUGGCUGACAUUACAAAAGAUGGGAACCGUACUAUGCGUAUUGGCAUUGUACAGUCAAUGACCUAUAUUGGGGGAACUGUUGGUUAUCUCUUGAGUGGAUGGUUGCUUCAGAAUUACACCUUUACACAUGUUUUUGGUGUGUAUUGUGGCUGUCAUGUAAUAUCUAUUUUCUACGUACUGCUGUGGUUGCAGGAGUCAAAUUCUCCUGAAAGGAUGGAACUAACUGAUGAAGUACCUGGCACAACUAAUGAUAGGAUCUUGAAAAAAGGUAUAUUUUUAUAUGCUUCAAGAACAUGGAAAACAUUUUCAAAGGUACGAGGAGGACAAGACCGAUUGAAGCUCUACUUGAUUUUCCUCUGUGUCUUCUUGAUAUAUAUUUGCAGUACUGGGGAACAGUCUAUUCUGAUUUUAUUUUUAACGUACCCACCACAACACUUUUCAGUUGAACUUUAUGGAAUAUACAGUGCAAUUAAGAUGUUUCUUGAAGGGGCUACUUUAAUUGGUCUCUUUCCAUUCAUGUUGCACUGCGUCAAAGAAAUGACAUUAGCCAAAGUGGGUGUGUUGGUGAGAUUAGCGUCCCUUGUGCUGCUGGGCUUUUCCACGCAAACCUGGAUGGUGUUUCUGAGUGCGGUAAUAAACAGCUUUUCUGGAUUCACUGGAGCUGUGCUUCAGUCUCUGGCAUCUAGUAUCGUAGAACAAAAAGAACAAGGUGCAAUGUUUUCUUGCAUGGCUUCUGUAGAAACAAUCUGUGUUAUAAUUGGGACAACUGUAUUUGAUGCACUGUAUCCUCAAACACUCACAUCGUUUCCUGGAUUUAGCUUCGUUGUGAUGGCAGGCUUCCAAGUGAUUCUGUUGAUUCUUGUACACGCGAGUCAAUGAUGAUCAGGAGCAGGAACUCGGGGUAAUUCUCCCACUGAUCACUUGCCAAACCCAGGAGCUCUGAAACAGCCCAGAUAGUGCUUCAAUUUGAUCACCUUUGCUGGCGUGGACGAGAGAUGGACCAGGGAGACUUCUGGCCUGGAUUAUUCUCGUGCUAAAUCAAACUUAACCAAAGACUUCUCCCACCCCGAUUAUACUCUCUUUCACCUUCUUCUGCCUGGUACAAAACACAAACGUUUGAAAACACAUACCAACAGAUUCAAGAACAGCUUCUUACACGUUGUUAUCAGACUUUUGAAUGGACUUCUCAAAUAUUAGAGGUAAUCUUUCUCUGCACCUUCUCUGGAGCUGUAACACUCUCUCUUGCA